AUGGCGGUGACGCUGCUGCAGGACUGGUGCAGGUGGAUGGGCGUCAGCGCUCGCAGGGGCCUGCUCAUCCUGGGCAUCCCGGAGAACUGUGAUGAAGCCGAACUCCACGAGUCCCUGGAGGCCGCCCUGUGGCCCUUGGGCCACUUCACCGUGCUGGGCAAAGUGUUUCGAGAGGAGGAUAACGCCAGUGCGGCCCUGGUCGAGCUUGACCGGGAAGUCAACUAUGCUUUGGUCCCCAGGGCAAUCGCGGGCACCGGGGGUCCCUGGAACGUGGUCUUUGUGCCCCGUUACUCAGGCGAGGAGUUUCUCAAUCGCGUGUUCCACUUCCUGGAGCAACAAGGGCAGAUGGUGGAGACCGUGGCUGGGGUCUUGGGGCUGGGACUGCGCAGGGUGUGCUGGCUCCGAUCGGUCACUCAGGCCCUCCAGCCCUUGGUGGAGACCCUGCGGUAUGAGCGCCUGGGCGUGUUUUCCGGGAGGGAUCCGCUCGCCCCGGGGGAGGAGCCCUUUGAGGCCUGGCUCGACCACGCCUCCGACAUGCUACAGGUGUGGCAGAGUGUCUCAGAACGGGAGAAGAGGCGGCGGCUGAUGGAAGGCCUUCGAGGGACAGCCCUGCAGCUCAUGCAUGAACUCCUGGCGGACAACCCCGCCAGGACCGCGGAGGACUGCCUGGCGGCCCUGACCCAAGUGUUUGGAGACAACGCGACCCAGAGGACCAUCCGGAUGAGGUGUUUGACCGCUCACCAGCAGCCGGGCGAGGGGCUUUCCGCUUUCGUGUUGCGGCUGGAAGUCCUGCUGCAGAAAGGCAUUGAGAAGGGGGCCCUGGCCAGAGGCUCAGCUGACCUCCUGCGCCUGAGGCACAUGCUCACCAGGGCCAUCGUUCCUGAGCCUCUGGACGAGGUACUGAGGAAGCUGAGAAUGGCUGGGAGGUGUCCAAGUUUCCUAGAGAUGAUGGGGAUUGUUCGGGAGUCUGAGGCAUGGGAGGCCAGUCUAGCCACGAUCGAGGGAGCCCAGGCAGAGGAACGGGUCCGUGCCCAGGCAGAGGAACGGGUCCGUGCCCAGGCAGAGGAACGGGUCCGUGCCCAGGCAGAGGAACGGGUCCGUGCCCAGGCAGAGGAACGGGUCCGUGCCCAGGCAGAGGAAUGGGUCCGUGCCCGGGCAGAGGGGGCGUUCCGUGCCCAGGCAGAGGAAUGGGCAGAGGAAGGGGCCGGCGCCCAGGCUAAGGCGGAGGAUGAUAGCAUGGAGGAGAGGCAGCUGGAGGAGCCGGAGUGGGAGGAGGAGGAGGAGGACAGUGACGAUCGUGACACUCUCCCCGCAGACCUAGGUCAGGCAAGCCCCUCAGAGGCCCCUGGGGGCCCCACUCCUGCCCAGAUGGGCCGAGCUUCCAGGGCGGGCCCAGGAGGUCCUGGCUAUGAGCCAGAGGGCCUCCCCCAGGCCGGAGACCAGGAGGCCGGAGAGCCCCCCGAGGAGGGGCUCGAGCCCAUCCCAGAGGGGUCGGGAAACGUGGAUGGGGCUGGGGAGACGAUCCCCCCCGAGUCCUCCUCAGGCUAA
This is a messenger RNA of Neogale vison (American mink), 1548 nucleotides long. Its product is annotated as paraneoplastic antigen-like protein 6B. The coding region runs from base 1 to 1548 and encodes 515 amino acids. NCBI's taxonomy places the organism in Eukaryota, Metazoa, Chordata, Mammalia, Carnivora, Mustelidae. The record is from RefSeq and is a predicted model, not a curated record. The transcript has 2 exons.